AUGGAAUCUGUUCCCUUCCUUUCCGCAGGCGAUGGCGUUCUAGGCUGCUUGGGAAGUUCAGCAAGGCCACCUAAAACCAGGGCAAGCGAUGGGGGUUUUGAUGCAGGAAAGACAACUGCUGCUGUUCGGGCCAACGACGUCACUGUCGUCGCCUCCUCCGCUGCUUCAACAGCCGCAGUUGGAGGGCGAAAAACCAAUCUGAUUGAUGACAUCAUUCUUCUCCUCCGCUGA
Molecule: messenger RNA, 231 nt
Organism: Linum trigynum
Lineage: Eukaryota; Viridiplantae; Streptophyta; Magnoliopsida; Malpighiales; Linaceae
Source: the annotation of a GenBank genome assembly